This is a messenger RNA of Aspergillus clavatus NRRL 1, 1731 nucleotides long. Its product is annotated as Zn(II)2Cys6 transcription factor. Bases 1 to 1731 code for a protein of 576 amino acids. Gene Ontology annotation, biological process: regulation of transcription by RNA polymerase II. The transcript has 2 exons. Gene Ontology annotation, molecular function: DNA-binding transcription factor activity, RNA polymerase II-specific; zinc ion binding. The record is from RefSeq and is a predicted model, not a curated record. Lineage: Eukaryota; Fungi; Ascomycota; Eurotiomycetes; Eurotiales; Aspergillaceae.
AUGGCUGGCGAUACGACGCUCCUGGAACUACAGACGAUCAGAUUCAGACCCCGGAAAAGACACGAGAAAUCUAGAAAUGGCUGCCUCAGAUGUAAGCAACAGCGGAAGAAGUGCGAUGAGUUGAAACCGAACUGCACCCGAUGUACCAAGCGCAUGUAUACCUGCCGAUAUCAGAACCCUUUCCAUAAUGACAGCUCGUCAAAGAAGCAGGGAUCGGCUCAGCUCCCAGGUCCCGGCUUAUGUGUUUCGCCUACAGUUCCCAGUAAUGUAAUUCGAAACUCUGUGCCAUCCUUGACGCUUUCGAGUGGCCAAUCCUCGGUUUCUAGUCGGGUGUCUGGUACACAAUGUGGUUUAGUUCGAGGUCUGAAUACCGCAGAAGAGAGACUAGCUCCUGAUAGUCACACCCUUGGGACUCUCGAUACAAUAGAGCUCAGUCUCCUGACUCACUACCUCACGCACACCAGCCAAACUAUCCCCGUCGACGAUCUCGAUCUUUACGCUCUUUCGGUAGGGGUGCCAAAUCUCGCAUUCAAAUCCAACGUGGUCAUGUCAUCCCUGCUAGCCCUGGCAGCAGCAUGCAAGUCGCACGAUAUAGCUAAGAAUGCCCGAUUGCGUCUGGACCCCCAGAACCUAAGGGAUAUUCAGAAGCUACUUGCGCUUGCGGAGCGUCAUCACCAGGCUUCCCUGCGGCACAUACAAGCAUCCAUCCGGAACUUGGAUUCCUACGAUCACGUUCUGGCAAAUGCGGCAUUGAUGGUGUUGUACGCCUCUGCUAGUCACUCCAUCCGAGUACAUCUUGCAGCCGCUGCAAAAGAGUGUGCGCUGCGACUGCCAAAUGACGUGCUCCCGCAGCACUCGCAAUGGAUCUCGUUCACACGUGCUGCCCACACAGCAUCAACUGCAGUUCUCAACGAUGUCGUGGCCGCCGCCGGUACUAGUCGUGCCGCUACCUCCAGCCCAAUUCUAGAUGCACGAUCCGAACUACCGAAUCCGGUCUUAAGUAGCACUGACAACUUAUCGCCGGAGGACGGUCCAACUGAGGAAACAAAGCGCCUAUUUCUCCCUCUUGUCGCAUCUACCUAUGGCCGAGCUCUCGAAAGUCUACACGAGAGAGCUGAAUCGACCACCGCUCUCUUUAACAGUUCAGAUGUUUCUAUAACCAGCCACCUACAGCUACAGGCCUGCUUGGAAACCCUGUCUGUUUUAGAAAGAUGUACAUGCGUAGCUCUGCCCGCAAGAGAUGGUACUAGUGUCACGCCAUCAAGGUAUCGGUCAAUAUCGUGUCGCGAUCAAUCUAGAGUUUCACCAUGGGUGGCAAGAUACAUGAUCAGCGUCACUUCGAUGGAGUCACCGCAUAUACUCCGACGGAUCAUCAUGUCGUUCUUGAACAAAGCCCCGGCUGAGUAUCUCAAUCUCGUUCAGUCCGUGCUGGAUUCCCCCUCUGCAGCGGCGAGGGCUGAGAGUUGGAUGACCCGAGACUCACCUGGGGCAGAGGUCCCACUGCUCGAUGCGACACACUUGUUAGCCAUGGAUAUAUUUGCGCAUUGGCUGGUCCUUGUUAUGUUGUUGGACGGUGUUUGGUGGAUCGGCGAUAUUGGAGAGUGGGAGCUUGGCCAGGUCGUCUCAUUGAUGAAGACUCAGAAUCUUCCGGGCCAGUCAGCAGAGUUUGGAAAAACAUGGUGGCCCGAGACCAUGUACUUAUUGAAGCGGGAGCUCAGCCCCAGUGCGUAG